AGAUAGCAUUUUGGCUACAGAAUUGUCAGAGGUAGACUAUAGUAGGCUCAAUACAGAAUGGAAUUAAGCUCAGCGACAUGGCUGUUUUUAAAUGCAAUAAUGGUAGCUAAGGUAAAGCCCAUCAACUUUCCAAACAGCUACACUUGCCGGAUAUCAAACUCUCUUAGCGGAUUUCCCUUUUACAGUUCACAUGAAUGCUGUGGACCACAAUGGAUCUCCUACGACAAGAGAAAUUUGGAGACGGCUUUGAGAGAAAGACUCAUUGGCCAGCAUUUGGCAUCCCCCAUAAUCUUCAAAACGGUGACUGAACACAUGGAAAACCCAAACCCCAACAGACCCCUUGUCCUCUCUCUACACGGGUUGACAGGCACUGGGAAGAGCUUUGUGAGCCGCUUGAUCGCUGAGAGCAUCUACCACAAUGGAAUGCAGAGCAGAUUUGUGCAUCUGUUCAUAGCCACAUUAUAUUUCCCCCACCAAAAACAUCUUGAAACUUACCAAGAUCAGCUACAGCAAUGGGUGAAGGGGAACGUUUCAGAGUGUCCAAGCUCCAUGUUUAUUUUUGACGAGAUGGACAAAAUGCCAACAGGCCUGAUAGACAGCAUCAAGCCAUACCUGGACUACCAUGGGACUAUUGAUGGGGUUUCAUAUGGUCAGGCCAUCUUCAUUUUCCUCAGCAAUUCAGGGGGGGAAGAGAUUGCUGAGGUGGCCUUGGAAUUCUGGAAGACAGGUCGGAACAGAGAGGAGAUCAAUCUGAUGGAUUUGGAGAAGGAUCUUACUCUCUCAGUCUUCAACGACAAAAAGAGCGGCUUUUGCCAUUCUAGUUUGAUUGGCAAGAAUCUGGUGGACUUCUAUGUGCCUUUCCUGCCUCUGGAGUACAAGCACGUGGUUCAGUGUGGACUUGCAGAGAUGAAGGCCAGAGGCAUGAAGCCAGACCAGGAUGCGGUGGAGAGAAUGGCCAAAGAAUUUAUCUUCUUCCCAAGUGAAGAGCGAAUCUUUUCCCUUCAGGGAUGCAAGGCGGUCUCCAGGCGAUCGGUUUUGCAUUUGAAUGUUACCAGAGAGGAUUAAUGAACCAUUCUGGGAGGGGUUCAUUCUAACCCUUGGUCACAUUACAUGUAACUACAAAAGACAGAGGCAAAGCAACCAGCUCCCAUCUAUUCUUAAACAUCAAAGUCAGCGUUUUACAAGGUUAUGCACAGUGUAUGUUUCUGUGCAUCUGACAAUGAGACACCUAAAAUGUUUUGGAAAUUUUACAUAGAUAGGCCAUAAACUCAAUCAGUCAGAUGAGACAGUGAAACAUUUCUCACAAAUGUGCCUAUGGAGAUAUAAUUUUGGCUACAGAAUUGGUAUGCUAUCUACUAUGAAAUUAAGCCCAGCGGCAUGUCUGUUUUUAAAUGCAAUAAUGGUAGCUAAGGUAAAGCCGAUCAAUUUUCCUCACAGCUACACUUGACGGAUAUCAAGCUCUCUUAACAGUUCUCCAUUUUACAGUUCACAUGAAUGCUGUGGACCACAGGACAAUGGACCACAACUAUAGCCUAUUUGUUGCUGGGCAUCUGUUUGUUGAGAUAAAAAGGAACAAAUGGCCUGAUCAAUGUUUAGACAUUGCAACCUGGCUGGAAUGCUCAGAGAUCAGAGAUUAACAGCAGGAAGGCUGAACACAUUCCUAUAACAUCCGUAAAGAGCACUGGUUUUGUUGGCUGGUCUGGGAUGUCUGGAAAACAAAUAUGAACUAGAUGUACCACAGAGCGUUACAAAAUAUGAUUGGCCUAAACAAAAUAUGAUUGCUGCUUAGUA
Sardina pilchardus (European sardine) is the source of this 1791-nucleotide messenger RNA. RefSeq names its product torsin-1A-like. Gene Ontology annotation, molecular function: ATP hydrolysis activity; ATP binding; kinesin binding. The record is from RefSeq and is a predicted model, not a curated record. NCBI's taxonomy places the organism in Eukaryota, Metazoa, Chordata, Actinopteri, Clupeiformes, Clupeidae. Gene Ontology annotation, biological process: protein localization to nucleus; nuclear membrane organization. Bases 58 to 1065 code for a protein of 335 amino acids. The transcript has 5 exons. Gene Ontology annotation, cellular component: nuclear envelope; endoplasmic reticulum lumen; endoplasmic reticulum.